Messenger RNA from Aspergillus welwitschiae, 3851 nucleotides. Its product is annotated as MFS transporter/GAL4/fungal specific transcription factor domain-containing protein. Lineage: Eukaryota; Fungi; Ascomycota; Eurotiomycetes; Eurotiales; Aspergillaceae. The transcript is spliced from 6 exons. Gene Ontology annotation, molecular function: zinc ion binding; transmembrane transporter activity; DNA-binding transcription factor activity, RNA polymerase II-specific. Gene Ontology annotation, biological process: transmembrane transport; regulation of DNA-templated transcription. The record is from RefSeq and is a predicted model, not a curated record. Bases 1 to 3711 code for a protein of 1236 amino acids.
AUGGAUAAUCCUGCGGACGAGAAGACGGCGUCGGAAGGACAAUCCGCCAUGGAUCUGUCCACCGAAGAGAAAGGAUCAGAGGAACAGUCUCCCCCCGAGAUGAAAUCCAAGAAGCCGCUCUCCUUCCAUCUGGCCUUCGUGGGGCUGCUGUUCAUGGUGUUCAUCGUGUCGCUGGACACGACCACCCUGGCGGUGGCCAUCCCCAUCAUCGCCCGCGAUCUCGGAGGCACGACCCUGGAGUCCUUCUGGGCCAGCACCUGCUUUAUGCUGGCCGUGUCGGUCGUGCAGCCCCUGUACUUGAGCAGCUCGGACGUGCUGGGGCGGAAGAUCCCGCUGCACACCGCAUACUUUCUUUUCGUCGUCGGCUCGCUCGUCUUCGCCCUGGCCCCGAACAUGGCCACUGUUAUCGUCGGCCGCACCAUCCAAGGGCUCGGGGGCAGCGGCCUUGACGUGCUGAACGAGAUCAUCACCGCUGACAUGACCACUAUGAAAGAGCGCCCCACGUAUCUCGGCCUAUUGGCUAUCCCCAUGGCCGCCGGCGCCCUGCUCGGUCCUAUUGUCGGCUCACUCUUCACUCAGUACGUGACCUGGCGCUGGAUCGGCUGGAUUAACCUGCCCCUCAUCGGCGCCAGCUUCAUUCUCACCUUCUUCUUCCUGCGCCUGCGCCCUGUUGAAGGCACAUUCCUCCAGAAACUCGGUCUUAUGGACCUGCUCGGCAUGGCCCUGUUCGUGGCCGGCUGCGCCGCCUUCGUCCUCCCGCUCAGCUGGGCCGGGGCUCUCUAUCCCUGGGGCUCCUGGCGGACCCUUCUCCCACUGAUCCUCGGCCUGGUCGUCCUGGCCCUCUUCGUCGUCUUCGAGCGUGUUCCCGCGCAGCCUGUUCUGCCUUACCGGCUGUUCAAAUCCGCCACCGCCAUCACCACCUUUCUGGGUGGCUUCCUCCACGGCCUUGUCACCUACACCCUCAACACCUACCUCCCGCUCUUCUACCAAGCCGCCUUUUACGAAACCCCUCUGCACGCCUCCGUUACUCUACUCCCCAUGAACGUCAUGUCCCUGUUCUUCAGCUGCGUCUCCCCAAUCUCCGUCAGUUACCUCCGCAAAUACCGCGUGAACAUCUGGACGGGCUGGGUGUUCCUCACGCUCGGUACUGGACUCCUCCACAUCAUCACCCCCGCCUCAUCCGUGCACUUGCGCACGGGUCUCCCCAUCGUGGUCUCCCUGGGAGUCGGCGUUCUUUUUACUGUUCUUGUCCUCCCGGUGCAAGCCAGCGUCGCCAGCGUCGACGACACGGGGUUUGCCGUCGGCUUAUUGGUCUUUUUCCGGUUACUGGGCGGGUUAGUCGGUCUAGCGAUCGGGUCGACAGUGUUUAGCAGUGUUUUCGCAAAGUCGAUCAAGGCGUUGGGAACCCUGCCUAGUAGCCUGGCCACGCUGGAGAACAGUCAGGCCGCGGUGGGGUUUAUUCCUCAGUUGAGGGAUCUGAGGGGGCAGGUGGGGAAGGAGGUCUUGGAUCAGGUGACAGGUGUGUAUAGCCAUUCGUUUCAUGUCAUCUGGAUUGUCUUGAUUGUCUUUGCGGGAAUGGGCCUGGUGGCGUCAUGUUUUACGAAGGAGGUGAGUAUGGAGAAGGAGGAGUUGGGCAGGCAGCGGUUUGAGGAUCCGUCACCAAAAGUCUCGCCUCCCUCUCCUCACUCCGACCUUUUCCAUCCCACACACACACACACACACACACACACACACACACACACACACACACACACACACACACACACACACACACACACACACACACACACACACGCCAUGUCGCUACUGCGUUCCAACGGGGUGCCUAGCUCCUGCGAGCCAUGCCGCAAAUCCAAGAUUCGAUGCGACCACUCCGUCCCUUGCGGCCGAUGCCGGCGCAGACGCAAGCCGGCCCUGUGCGUGUACCAACCGGCCCCGAUGUCCAAGCAUCCGAACAGGACGGAUCGCAGCUCCACCGACUCCAUUUCGUGCGGCAGUGGCAGCAACAUUACUGCCAGUGCCAGUCUCAGCAGUGCCUGGACAAGCCCGCUGCCUCCUCCCUCACUGGUCACUCCGCCCCUGCCCCCUGGCCAUCUCCGUGACCGCUACCUUGCCGACUCGAGUCACCGCGGCACCUCGACCCCCAGCACCGGCGUCUUCGGGCCCACCAGCUACCUGUCUGUGCUGCGCGACGACAUCGACGAUGGCUCUUCCAGCAUAGCCCUCUUUGCCAAAUCCCUGCAACAAAACACCAGCGCCAUCAUCGACGACAGCCAGAUCCAGCUCGGUGCCGAGCUGCUCCUCAUCCUGCUCGAUGAUUUUGCCCUAUACGAACACAUGGCCACGGCACGGUUCGAUCACUGCCAAGGCGAUCUAUUCUGCCCACCUGCCCUGCGUCUAAUCCUGUCUUCCAUCCGAACAAUGCUCCACGAGGCCAUCACCGAGCCCGCCAACCCGCUCCCUUCUCUACUUACCCUCUCCCGAAGCAUUUUUACCGCCUCCUCCAAACCUUUAGUCGUAGACCCCGCCAUCACCCCCACAGAAUAUUUCUCCUGUAUGCCGAACCGCUGGGAGAUUAUAGGGCUAGUCUUUGCGGUAAUUGGCUCCAGCGCAUGUCUCCUCCCGCAACACGAUCUGGCUGCGUAUUCCCCCCCGCACCGUCCCCCACUUGACAGAAAGGGUCUCGCAGCUGUCUGUGUGUCAGCGAGUGAAAUCUGUCUUCGCUUUUUUGACUACACCGGUGUCAUUUCUGAACAGCUGUGUUGGGUGACACUGGAACAUGCUUCGCUUCUUACCCUGCUUUAUGGGGAUUACGACUACCGCCCCUACAAAUCACUCUCUGCACUCAUAACCCUCCUCUUCACCCUGGGCUACCACCACCGCGAUACCACAUCCAAACUCCCUUUCUUCCGCGCGGAACACCGCAAACGCCUCGUCGUCGCCACCUACGCCAUGGACAAAGGGCUUUCCACAUUCUUAGGUCGUCCACCCCGUAUGAUCCGUCGGUAUAUCACCAUCGACCCGCCACUGGACAUAGCCUUCACAGAUAUCAUAGCCUCGCCAGAAAUUGCCACGCCCUCGGACUUCGACCGCUGCCCCGAAACAGCCAAAGUUUGUCUCUUUCUGCACAUGGACUCACUGUAUAAUGAGUUCAUUCUCCAGCGGAUAUUAGUCCAGCGGACGGGCGCCAGCACAGAGAAAUUGAUUGCUGUUGCGCACGAGCUGCUGGAUAAUUUGUUGUUGUUGAUUGCCAAUCGCGCUGUCGGUGGGGGAGAUGGGAAUUCUGUGGUUUGGAUUAUCUCCUCCCUCGGCCUCCCCCCUGCCGGCGUCCUGGCUAUCGAACUACUGCAUCAAUUCCAGAACCCCGAUUCCCAUUUUCAGUCAGCAGGGGGCUUUCCCCGCUCGGAAAUCAUCCAAAAUCUGAGCCGCUUUGCUGCGGAUCUUGAAUAUGUGGUGCCGAGACAGGCGGGGAACUAUGAUGUUUGUCAGCAGGCGAGGUCAGUGAUUAGGCAUAUCCUUGAUCGGGUUUUGGGUGGAAGGGGGCCGGAUGCGGAGGCGGGGGAGGAGGUGGAGGAUGGGAAUGGGAGGGGGGAUGUGGGAGGGGGAGGACCAGGGCCAGGGUUUGUGGCAGGUGAUUGGAUGUCGUGGGAUUUUAAUGCCUGGAUGGAUGAGGAUUCGGAUUUGGUCAGGUGGUUGCAUAGUUUUGAGUAGUUUGUAUCUUCUAGUAAAUGGGUUGGAGUUGGGACUUGAGUAAGAGUGGGAUGGGAUACGAUGAGGUGAAGGGAAGAGAAAGAAAUGAAGAAAGGCCGUGUAUAUAGUCUAUAGAUAACCAGUUGAGAUGCAGAAUCGGA